Lingula anatina is the source of this 955-nucleotide messenger RNA. RefSeq names its product UMP-CMP kinase 2, mitochondrial. Gene Ontology annotation, molecular function: dTMP kinase activity; nucleoside diphosphate kinase activity. NCBI's taxonomy places the organism in Eukaryota, Metazoa, Brachiopoda, Lingulata, Lingulida, Lingulidae. Gene Ontology annotation, cellular component: cytoplasm; mitochondrion. Gene Ontology annotation, biological process: dTTP biosynthetic process; dUDP biosynthetic process; dTDP biosynthetic process. The record is from RefSeq and is a predicted model, not a curated record.
ACCUUUCGAGGAAUCCCCUAUCUGAAAUUUGCCGGGUGAUAAGUUUUCUGGAAUCUGAAGAGAAAGAGAACACCAAUAUUGCAACAGCAUAAAGGGAAUAAUCAAAUCUAUGAUACUGCGUACUCUGAGGUCUACUCAAUGGUUGAAGGACUUUCCUAAAUUUCGUAUUUCUUGCAUUUUCCAGCUGCAACACAAAAUGGCGGGAACGCAGGCUGGUUCGGAUAACAAUACCAAAGACAGCCCUGAAGAGUCCAACAAAAUAUUCUGCUUUGAACUCAAAGGCGGGCCAUUUUAUUUCACCUUACAGAAUGCUAGCGAGAUAGGCUCCAAGCGCCAGAAAUUUCACUAUCCACAGGAGCUUCAAAACUGUAAGGAAGUUUUAGGAAUGUCAUCUUUCGCCGUCAGCACUGAUGGGAAAAAUGCAACAAAUGGCUUACACUCGAUCAAAUCUUCAGUGGUUCAUAAUAUGAUCAGGCAUUACAGCAUGCGAGAUCGCUUGAAGACGAUGGAAAAUAACUCCUCGUUUUUAAUGGACAAACGUUGCGCUGUGAUCCCUACACUGACCCUUGACAAGAAUGUCGAAGGUGAUGAUCGAUUUUGCAGAGGUUUUGCCAUCCUGGUCAAUGAGAAGGGUUUUCCUGAGGAUUCAGUAAAAGACGCCGUUAAAGAGGGCAUAGCGGAAUUUGAUUGCCUUUCUUUUAACAGAUUUGUCAAUGAAGGUGAUCAGAUAGUUCAUCACCCAGACACUGGUGUUGAUAAUGAAGAGACCUCCUCAGUGGUGGUCCCAGUGCCACGCCCACACAUCCACCCAGCAUUUCUAGACAGGGAGACCAUUGGUGUGUUUCACAGCUAUGAGAGGUCUGUCCGGAUAUUAAAUGAGGUAUUUAAAAUAGAUAUUUUUUUAGACAAGUUAUUGAGCAUUAAACAAAAUAUUAGGAGGUGCAGCGAGAAUUAA